CGCUAAUAGGUUGAACGUUUGACCGAAAAGCAGCAGCAGCAGCAGCAGCACGGCUAUCAAUCAGAUCUCUGUUGAUGUUUGCCGGCGCACGUUUCGGUACUUUUUUGGUGGUUUUUUCUUUUCGGUGAAGCUCAAAAGAACGGGCACGUUUGGUUUGCAUUCACCAUGGAGGGUGUAGGACAAAUCCUCAACCCAAUCGUACACGCCGGAAACGCUAGUUUGCUGUCCCUGUUUCUGAAAAAUCUGGAUGAGCAUCAAACUUUUUGGGCAGAUCCUAAAAGUGACCUGGAAACUAUCUUUUCUAAAAUAAGUGCUCUGUUGGGCAAUGCUGCCACGCGAAAUCAUGCCCUCAGAACCCUGCACUUCAUGCUGCCGCACUGUCCGCUGGAAAUCGUCGAAGAGAAAGCGCAACACUACAUCAACGUUUGCGAAAAGGUGUGCAAUCUGCACAAAUCGCCGGAAUCGAUUACGCUGGUGUACGCGGUAUUGAAGCAGCUUUUGCUGCAUUCCAUCAAUUCGGCCGAACUUCGCAAGCUGCUCAGUAGCAACUUGUCCACCUUCAUCUUGCAUCCGCUCGAAACUGGCUUCGAGACGUCCUGCAUUCCCCACUUCCUGACCGUUCUGGAACUGGCGAUGCGCCAUUACACGGGCAUUUGUGGCGCGCUUAAAUCACGGAUUGAGCAAUUCCUCUGCGGUUUAGUGGAUGCGACCGAUUCGCAAACGGUGCUCGGUACGGCCACGUGCAUGCUGCUGCUGCAACAGAUCCGUGGCGGUGGACAACACGGUACUUUGCACAAGAAAACCUGGGAAGAGUACUACGGAAAGCUGGUGGAUACCAUUCACGAUCUGCUGAACAAAGUAUUUGCCCAUACGCCGGAAACAUUUGAUGAGCAGACGAAUCUGGAGUGUCUGAAGCUGCCAGCACUCCCGUCAACGGACGAUCCGCUACGUACAGCUCAGCUUGUGGUCGUUCGUGCUAACAACUUAAUUAUUUGGCUGGAGCAUGCCAUCGUCGGUGCUUAUGCUGUACCGAAACCGAUCGCACCGUUCAAGGCACUGAAUUUGGUGCUACGUGGCCUAUCGGUCACAUGUGGAGCGAUGAGCAAGAAUGUGAUUACGGAAAACGUUGCCUUUGGAACAUUUCUGCCCACGAUUCAGCGCUCAUUGCUUGGUGUCCUGGAUGGGUUGAUAAACACGCUUGGCUCACAUAUGCUUAUCUUUGCGGAAUUGAUUUGUGAUGCAUACGUAAAGUGUCUGAGGGCUACGCAAAACGUACGACAUGGGGCUACGGGCCAAAAAAAGAGCUUCACCCAACUACGAGCCAAGGUAUACGAAAGUAUUGCGGUGUGGUGUGAGAGAAUGAAUUAUGGCAGUAGCAUCGAGAAUGUAAACGAACAGAUCCUGGAGCAUGUUGUACGGGACAUCACACCCUUUGUCGGUGAGGUAACGCUCAAGAUGGAUGCCAACAGCCUGAAGCGAUUGUCUUCGAAAGCAAAGAAGAAGCUGCAAAAGGAAAGGAAUGCAGCGACGGCACUGAAUCAGGCGCAUUCCAAUGGAGCGGUCUAUGCGGAGAGAAAAGAGCAGCUGGUCGAUACAGGAAACGAGGAACUCUGUCAUGAAGCUUUGAAAUGCUUGACCAUCGUCUUGCAAUCUGCCGGAUGCUUCAUCAAACCCGUUACCCAUAAGCUGCUGCAGGAAAGAAUUGUUCCGUUGUGCUUUUCACUCGUUACUACCAAUCAAAGCACUCGCGGCUUGUACCGAGAUCCCAAUACACGCGUAGGAUUGUUACGCUGCUUUGCUGCACUGAUCACCAAUCCGCAUCACCGUUGCCCACCGCCGUUACAAUAUGCCAUGCACAUAUUUACCUCACUUCGGACAGCGGAUCCGAGCCUAGAAGUUCGUUCAGUUGCGGGCGAACUCGCACGUUCGGCGGAACUGAUCGUUCAUCCUUGGAAGGAAACGUUGUACUUCCCGGUGGAGCAGGCUAGCAUCAAGAAGGCAUUGACGCACAAGGAGCGACAACCUCUAGCGAAGGUUUUGCAGGAAACCGAAGCUCCAAUCACUACCGAAACCGAGAAAGUGGCCAAGCCUUCGCCAUCGAAACAAUCCCCUGGGCAAGUGAUUGAAGUAGAUGACGUGGUAGACGACAGUGAGGGAGAAAUAAACGAGUCGCUUGCUGUGACGGAAGAUUCGGACGACCACGGACAGGUGGAUGAGAUUGCCGAUGUUGAACCAGAAGGAUGGGUUGAAGAAGUUAGCAACGCAUCGAGCCACCAGAUCGAGAAGACGAAUGGAACCACUGUCGUGCUGAACGAAACGGGAUCUUACAAUGAUGGCAUUAUACGUGCUUCAACGCCGGAAGACAAACUCGCUGAACCUACAAUCGUGUCCAUAGAAGAUAGCGAUGAGGAGCAGAAACCAACCGCCAACAUUGCUGACGACGGCGACAAUGAUGAUGAUGAUGUGGUGGAAGUACCACUGGACAAAGAAUCGGGAACUGGUAGCGCUCAGUCUGGGGGCAAAAAGCAUUCGUUAACCCAUGAGACGAAUGGUACUCCUACUAAAAUGGCCAGACUUUCACAGGUUGAGAACGCUAGCGACAAAACUAAAAACGUUGACGAUAUCGUCGCAGAAAUGGUUGCCGAGUUUGUCGAUGAGCCGUAAUAUGUAGAAGAGCAUGGAAUUAAAUAAAUGAAUUUUGUAGCCAAAUAAGAGCUACCAAGCCAGA
Anopheles aquasalis is the source of this 2728-nucleotide messenger RNA. RefSeq names its product proline-, glutamic acid- and leucine-rich protein 1-like. Gene Ontology annotation, biological process: rRNA processing. NCBI's taxonomy places the organism in Eukaryota, Metazoa, Arthropoda, Insecta, Diptera, Culicidae. Gene Ontology annotation, cellular component: nucleus. The record is from RefSeq and is a predicted model, not a curated record.